Messenger RNA from Pseudoliparis swirei, 1407 nucleotides. RefSeq lists its product as uncharacterized. Gene Ontology annotation, biological process: immune response-regulating cell surface receptor signaling pathway. Lineage: Eukaryota; Metazoa; Chordata; Actinopteri; Perciformes; Liparidae. The record is from RefSeq and is a predicted model, not a curated record. Gene Ontology annotation, cellular component: plasma membrane. Gene Ontology annotation, molecular function: signaling receptor activity.
AACAUCAGCUUCAGCACUUCUCUGUUUUGAUAACCAAAUAAGGAUGUGCUCGGAGGAACAUUUCAAAGGACUGGCUCCGACUGAGGCAUCAUGAGGCCGAACCACCGCUGUACCGCCCUGCAUGUGUUCAUCUUGGCAGGGUUGCUUCUCACCUUAAAAGCUGAUGAUUGUGAAGUUGAAGUUGAAGUCCCUGAUGACACGGUUUACGAAACCGUCGUCGGAGAAGACCUUCAGCUUAACUGCACAGUUCAAUUCUGCGCCGCUUCCCCGCCUCCGGUCUCUGAGACGACCGACGUCCGCGUCGAUGUCAGCAGCAGCAGUCGCAUUAAAACCAUGUGGAAACUUUUAAAACCUUCAGUAGGAACGUCGCUUUUGAUCUUUCAAAAAGUUCGCAGAAACGACUCCGGUGUGUAUCAGUGUAUAAGCGAAGAAAGCACCAGCCACCACAUCAACGUCUCUGUCCUCGCUCAUCACGCCAUCAACUCCCACUCUGAAUCCAGGAAAUGGGGGAAAUGGCACUUUUCACUUCCGACUGAAACCCGCCACAUCGCCAAUGACGACUGAAGCAAAACUCCAUGGGCCUCCUUCUGAAAGGUCAUGAAGCGUUGCAUCGGGACAACAAAGUAAUCACUGCACCGCAGCCUCACCCCGGUUCGUAUGGAUGUGAAUGAAUGUUGGUGGUGGUCGGAGGGGCCGUAGGCGCUGAUUGGCUGCCACGCUUCCGUCAGUCUGCCCCAGGGCAGCUGUGGCUACUGAUGUAGCUUACCACCACCGGGAUGACUGUGUGUGUGGAUGACUACUGGACUCUGGACUGUAAAGCGACUUCGGGUGACUUGAGAAGCGCUAUAUAAAAUAAAUGAUUAUUGUGUUAUGUAAAAUAAAAAUGUUUAGAGAGUGGACAGAUGCUCUAGCUUCCUAUAAUGUUUAAAAUCUGUAUAGUGCUCGUGGGAUGUCUGGUUUUAAAAGUGCAUUGCUUGCAAUAUCUGGCACACUCACACAAAUCCACCCAACUUUGUCUCCUACCAUGCACCCUCGAUGUGACUCAUGCAUGUCGAGGGACUCGUUGCCCCCUUGGUGGUACAAGCACGUGUUCAUUGUGCAAUGCAAGCGUCUUCAUUUUGUUAUUUAAGUGCAGUGGAAGUGGAAAUGUUGUGCACAAAAAUAUGAAUUAUGGCUGAGAUGGGACCACUUGAAAAACUGACCUUAAAGCAAAUCAGUCACCGUCUUGUGGCAUACGAGUAAAACUCUGGAUUCUGAACCAGCCAAAUACUUUAUAUCAAUAUUUUUUCGUAAAGUCACUCAAGGUGAGCAGUUUCCUCCAGUUUUUUGUCCAGUCCAAUUAUUUGCUUUAAAUCAAAAAUAAAAUAAAUAUGUCAAGUGCCUACAAGUAACAAAGGGACUACCCUU